AUGAGAAGCUUAAUCUUCGUCCUUGUGCUCCUUGUCUUGCUCUCCGAUGUUCCACCAGUUAGAAGUGGACCGAAUAGAUACAUAAAAUCGUUGUUUUCUACAUGCUGGCGACUGAAAGGCAUUUGCAGGAAAACAUGUGUAAAAAAAGAAGAAUAUCAUAUUUUUUGUGGUACUACGUGGCUGUGCUGUGUAGACAAAAAGUAUUUACCUAUACGGACUGGGAAAUAA
This is a messenger RNA of Hipposideros armiger (great roundleaf bat), 228 nucleotides long. It is a transcript of the gene DEFB135, whose product is annotated as defensin beta 135. The coding region runs from base 1 to 228 and encodes 75 amino acids. NCBI's taxonomy places the organism in Eukaryota, Metazoa, Chordata, Mammalia, Chiroptera, Hipposideridae. Gene Ontology annotation, cellular component: extracellular region. Gene Ontology annotation, biological process: innate immune response. The record is from RefSeq and is a predicted model, not a curated record. The transcript has 2 exons.